CAGCAGCUCCGCAGCUGGACGCAGGAAUGGCAGAGGGGUUUCACGAAGAUCUCACUUGCUCCGUCUGCCUGGAUCUGUUCACCCAGCCAGUGCUGCUCAGCUGCGGACACUGCUUUUGCCAAAACUGCAUCACGUCCUUCUGGGGCAGCCAAGAGAGAGAUUCCACUUGCCCUGAGUGCCGGGAGCCCUGCCCUGACAGACAAUACACCCCAAACCGCUUGCUGGGGAACUUGGCCAAAAGAGCGUGGGCCGUGCGCCGGGAAGCAAAAGGCAGCACCGUGCAGAACGAUGCAGAAAUCAGUGAGAAGAAGGAGCAAGCAGAGAGGGAAACCGAGGAUGGGCACCGCGUGCUGCACUGUGAGGCCCACGGCGAUCCGUUUGAGCUUUUCUGCAUCACCGACGAGACCUCGAUUUGCUUUCGCUGCGUUCACUCGCCCGUCCACGCUGGACACCGGUUCAGCUCCUUGAAGGAUGUGGCGCAGAGUUACAAGGAGAAGCUGGACGAGGCCCUGGGGCGUCUGGGCACCAGAAUUCAGGGACUAGAAGAGCGAGAAAGAGGCCAAAAAGAAAAAAUACAUUCCCUGGAGGGCUGUGCUGCAUCACUGCGCAAAAGCAUUGAGGACACGUUCUCUGAGCUGCACCAGGCCUUGCAUGACAGGCAAGCGGUGAUGCUUGUUGAACUGGAUAAAGAUGAAAAGGGUGCCCACGACAACAUGGAAGGCCGUUUGCAGCAGAUCCGAGGGGAGCUUCAUGCCGCCCAGGAAAAGAUGAGCCAGGGAAAGACCCGCAUGGAGCUGAACAACACAGGUGCCUUCCUCCUGGGUAUCCGACAGUUCUUGGAUAUAUUACCAUCAAAAACGGAAAAUCAGUCUGAAGGAGACAAGGAUGAUCUUGCUGUCCUUCAUAAAGAGCUCCACCUGGGCAGAUUCAAGGGCCCAAACCAGCAUCUGGCAUGUAGGCCGCUGAGUCCUAUCUUUAUGCAAGAGUUAGAACCUGUCCAACUGGACCCCUACACUGCCCAUCCCGUGUUUGCAAUCACCAACAAGGGAACGUGUGUGAUGGUUCAGGAACCACUUCAAAACUACGGUAAUAACCCACAGAGAUUUCGAAAGCAUUGGAUUGUGCGUGGGACAAAUGGCUUCGUGGCAGGUAGACAUUACUGGGAAAUAGAGACUGACCUUUGGACAGGAUGGUUCAUCGGUGUAGCUGCAGAAUCCAUUGAAAGGGAAAUCAAGCUUGGGGCGGAAUAUUUUAUGGACAAGGCCUGGUUUCUAAACCUAAGGAAAACGAUAAGCAGUGGUGGGAAUAUAGCAUCAUGUUGCCGGAUCGGAGUGUAUCUGGACUAUGAGGAAGGCCAAGUCUCUUUUUAUGAUGCAGUGGGUGGCUCUCACCUUUUGACGCGCAGAGCCCACUUCAAAGAGAAAGUCUACCCUUUUUUCCUUAAUGUUCCAGUCCAAACCGAGAAAGAUGUAUUCUUGAGAAUUUGUCAGAAGUAGGAAAAUGAAGCUCUUGUAACACAUCAUCUUUCCACGUACAUAUCCCGCAGUUGCAUGUCCCACAACAUCUACUGCAACUGUAUCCACAACUGUAUCCCACAACGUCCACUGCAACUUGAUUUGACCUGCAGUCAUACCUCACUUACCUGGGAGAAAGCUUCACUGAAACCAGUGGGAUUUGUGCAGUUCGUUUCUUUUAGUACUUCCUACCCACAAUAAAAAAUUCAGAAAUUGAGAUAAAAAGUUGGCAAAAUAUUUUUAAUAAAUAUUGUAACGGAGGAAAGAAAGCGAGGGUAAAUAAGAAUAAAUGGUAUUUAAGCCAAAAAAAAGGGAGGAUUGGGUCUCCCAAAUAUAAAAUUAUACUAUGUAGCAAAUAGAUUAAGACAUAUUGUAGAAGCAAUUAUAGGAGUAGGAGAUCUAUAUUGGAUGGAGGAUAAAACUACAAGUAAUGUGGAGAUGAGCUUGGAAAAUGUCUUUUUCAAGGAAGGAGGGAGAAAAUGGGUUGAAAGUAUAGAUAAUCCACUCCUGAGGUCUCAAUGGGAAAUUUGGAGUAAAUUUAAAGGGAAGCUGCUUCCGAGCAACUCUCCCUUAUCACCGGUAAUAAUGUUAAAGAAUUUCCCAGAGGAACUGAAAGGUAGAUUAAGUAAAAUAUUAAAAGAGAAAAACAAAUUGAAAUUAAAGGAUUGGUUAAGAGAUAUAAAUACAAGAGAAGAUAUGGAAGAUUUGUUAAAGGAGAAAAAAUUAUCUUGGUUAGAGU
Messenger RNA from Elgaria multicarinata webbii, 2253 nucleotides. Its product is annotated as zinc-binding protein A33-like. The coding region runs from base 27 to 1496 and encodes 489 amino acids. The record is from RefSeq and is a predicted model, not a curated record. Lineage: Eukaryota; Metazoa; Chordata; Lepidosauria; Squamata; Anguidae. The transcript is spliced from 6 exons. Gene Ontology annotation, biological process: protein ubiquitination. Gene Ontology annotation, cellular component: cytoplasm. Gene Ontology annotation, molecular function: protein binding; ubiquitin protein ligase activity; zinc ion binding.